This is a messenger RNA of Camelina sativa (false flax), 1743 nucleotides long. RefSeq lists its product as uncharacterized. Lineage: Eukaryota; Viridiplantae; Streptophyta; Magnoliopsida; Brassicales; Brassicaceae. The record is from RefSeq and is a predicted model, not a curated record. Gene Ontology annotation, molecular function: nucleic acid binding; RNA-DNA hybrid ribonuclease activity.
AUGCCCUUCGGACUGAAAAAUGCGGGAGCGACGUACAGCAUGAAACUGAACCCGGUGAAAUGCACAUUUGGGGUCACUUCCGGCGAAUUCCUAGGAUACCUCGUUACAAAGCGCGGUAUAGAAGCAAAUCCGAAGCAAAUUUCGGCAAUCAUCAACCUCCCAUCUCCAAGGAACACCCGUGAGGUACAACGCCUAACUGGGCGUAUUGCCGCACUGAAUCGAUUCAUCUCUCGUUCCACGGACAAGUGCUUACCAUUUUACCAGCUCCUUCGCGGAAACAAACGUUUUGAAUGGGACGAAAAAUGCGAAUCGGCAUUCAGCGAAUUAAAAGACUAUCUCUCAUCUCCCCCAGUGCUUGCUAAGCCGGAACAAGGGGAAACUCUGUAUCUUUACAUCGCCAUCUCCAGUUCGGUUGUAAGUGGCGUGCUUGUCAGAGAAGAUUGCGGAGAGCAGCAUCCUAUCUUUUAUGUGAGUAAGACCCUUGAUGGUUCCGAACUCCGAUAUCUGACUCUCGAGAAGCUAGCAUACGCAGUCAUAAUUUCUGCUCGGAAGCUCCGCCCCUACUUCCAAUCUCACACUGUUGAAGUCCUGACAAAUCAGCCUCUACGGACAAUUCUCCAUAGCCCAAGCCAAUCAGGACGACUUGCGAAAUGGGCCGUAGAAUUGAGCGAGUACGACAUAGAAUACAAAAAUCGCACCUGCGCUAAAUCACAAGUUCUCGCAGACUUUCUCGUAGAACUCCCUCAUGAAUUUGAAACUAGCACUCCUCCACCUGAAAUAUGGUCGCUUCAUGUUGAUGGCGCUUCAUCAAAGAUGGGCUCAAGAGCAGGCGUACGCCUAACCUCGCCGACAGGCGAAAUUCUGGAGCAAUCCUUCCGUCUUGCUUUCUCUGCCUCAAACAACGACGCAGAGUACGAAGCACUAAUCGCUGGACUGCGUCUCGCACACGGAAUCAGUGUUAAGAAGAUCCAAGCUUAUUGCGAUUCACAGCUGGUAACGCGUCAAUUCAGUGGCGAUUAUGCAACAAGACACGCGCACAUGGAUGCCUACCUGAAAGUCGUCCGUAACUUGUCCCAAAAGUUUGAAUUCUUUGAGCUCGUCAAAAUCCCUCGAAGUGAUAAUGCCCCAGCUGAUGCACUUGCGACGCUUGCUUCCACAUCAGACCCUAAUCUCCGCCGAGUGAUACCUGUAGAGAGCAUCGACCAAUCAAGCAUCGACGUCAACCUUUUGUCUCCCGCUCCAGCUGCAUUCCUCGACACCACGCACUCAACAGAACCAAACAACGUCUUAGCAGUCACAAGAUCUCCCUCGACGGAUUCCACCACGCCAAACAUUCCAGCUACGCACUCACCAGCACCCACUGCUCCUUCGCACGUUGAUUGGCAGACCGAGAUUAUAGCAUAUAUCAUGGACGGAAUUAUGCCAAAAGACAAGUGGGAAUCACGGCGUCUUCGAGUUAAAAGCGCACACUACACAAUGUUGGACGGCAGUUUGUUUCGUUGGGAUGCCAAUGGCGCUCUUCUCAUCUGCGUUAAUACGAAGGACAUCAAUGACAUCAUGCGAGAAGUUCACGAAGGCACUGGCGGAAACCACUCUGGAGGUCGUUCUCUAGCACUUCGAAUCCGCCGUAACGGACAUUUUUGCCCAACCAUGGUCGCCGAUUGCACCGCUUUGCAGCCAAGUGCGAAAAGUGUCAGCGUCACGCACCAUUUAUCCACUCUCCAACAGAGCUACUGCAAAUAA